GCUUCGUUCUCCAACAUGCCAAAUCUCCCCUCACCCUCAUUCUCUCUGCAGGUUUUAUUUGUGGCUCUUUGUUUCUGCGCCUGCUCGCACGCCGGCAGCAGCAGAAGCGGCAAUGAUUUUUUCGGAGCCGAGUGUUUGGCUGUGCCGGCGGCCGAGUUUGCUGGCUCUCUAAGGACCACCAUCGAUGCUGUAAGAAAAGUGACACCCAUCGUCUCUCGGUUUGGCAACCUUUUUGGUGAUUUUCGACUUUCUAAUGCCAUUUCUGAUUGCCUUGAUCUCCUGGAUUUUUCUGCUGAUCAACUUAGCUGGUCCCUGUCUGCUUCCCAGAAUCCAACAGGUAAUAAACAUAACAGCACUGGUGACGUGUCUUCUGAUUUAAGGACAUGGUUAAGUGCUGCAAUGGCGAAUCAGCAAACAUGCAUGGAAGGGUUCGACGGUACAAACGGCAUCGCCAAAACGGUAGUCUCCGUGAGUCUGAACCAAGUCACUUCACUGGUCAGUAACCUUCUCACCAUGGUGCACCCAGGUCCCAGUUCCAAGUCCAACGAAGCCGCCGUCUCCGCCACUAACCGUGGCCGGGGAAGUGCAAGGAACACCCGGUUUCCGACGUGGUACAAGAGGGAAGACCGGAGAUUGUUGCAAGCAAAUGGGGUAACGGCUGAUGUCGUGGUUGCAGCAGACGGGACCGGGAACUUCACGACUAUAAUGGACGCUGUGAUGGCGGCUCCAGAUUACAGUAUGAACAGAUUUGUUAUUUACGUUAAAAAGGGUAUGUAUAAAGAGAAUGUGGAAAUCAAGAAAAAGAAAUGGAACCUUGUGAUGAUCGGUGAUGGAAUGGACGUGACAGUCGUAUCGGGGAACCGAAGCUUCAUUGAUGGUUGGACCACGUUUCGAUCUGCAACAUUUGCUGUAAGUGGAAGAGGAUUCUUAGCAAGGGACAUAACAUUUGAGAACACGGCAGGACCCGAGAAACACCAAGCGGUAGCACUUCGAUCCGAUUCCGACCUCUCGGUUUUCUUCCGAUGUGCCAUUAGGGGCUACCAAGACUCCCUCUACACUCACACGAUGCGUCAAUUCUUCCGUGAUUGCAAGAUCACCGGAACCGUGGAUUUCAUAUUCGGCGACGCGGUUGUUGUGUUCCAAAACUGCCAAAUCCUAGCCAAGCAAGGCCUACCGAAUCAGAAAAACACGAUCACCGCGCAAGGUCGGAAAGAUCCGAACCAGCCGACGGGGUUCUCGAUCCAAUUCUGCAACAUCACAGCCGAUACGGAUCUGUUACCUAAUGUUAACUCGACUGCUACAUACCUUGGGAGGCCCUGGAAACUGUAUUCAAGAACCGUUAUCAUGAAAUCACACAUCGGUAGUUCUAUAAGGCCACAAGGGUGGCUUGAAUGGAACCAAGAUUUUGCUUUGGACACAUUGUAUUAUGCCGAGUUCAUGAAUUUCGGCCCCGGUGCCGAUCUCCGGAGCAGGGUUCAAUGGCCCGGCUACCAUGCUUUGAAUAACUCGGCUCAAGCCGGGAAUUUUACUGUGGCUCAGUUCAUUGAAGGGGACUUGUGGUUGCCGUCGACUGGGGUUACAUAUACUGCAGGAUUAGUGGUAUAAUUUAGCAGUCAAUGGACCAUCAUUUAAUUUGGUUGUAGUAUAACA
This is a messenger RNA of Hibiscus syriacus, 1650 nucleotides long. RefSeq names its product pectinesterase/pectinesterase inhibitor PPE8B-like. NCBI's taxonomy places the organism in Eukaryota, Viridiplantae, Streptophyta, Magnoliopsida, Malvales, Malvaceae. Gene Ontology annotation, molecular function: pectinesterase inhibitor activity; pectinesterase activity. The coding region runs from base 16 to 1605 and encodes 529 amino acids. The transcript has 3 exons. The record is from RefSeq and is a predicted model, not a curated record. Gene Ontology annotation, biological process: cell wall modification.